Thermochaetoides thermophila DSM 1495 is the source of this 2640-nucleotide messenger RNA. Its product is annotated as putative exocyst complex component sec10 protein. Gene Ontology annotation, biological process: Golgi to plasma membrane transport; exocytosis. Gene Ontology annotation, cellular component: cytoplasm; exocyst. Lineage: Eukaryota; Fungi; Ascomycota; Sordariomycetes; Sordariales; Chaetomiaceae. The transcript has a single exon. The record is from RefSeq and is a predicted model, not a curated record. The coding region runs from base 1 to 2640 and encodes 879 amino acids.
AUGGACCGCGGGUCCAGCGCCUCGCGCGCUCUCUUCCCCACGGGCCCCAGCUUCACGCUCGAGGACUUCUCGAGCCCCGACUUCAUCGUCAGCGACUUCAUCGACCACCUAACCGAUGCCGCUCUGCCCACGAACCGCCGGUCCGGCCCCGCCCAUCACGCCUUCGACCCGAAGCCGCUGAUCCGGACCUUCGAAAAUGCUCUACAGCAACUAGCCGCCCUGACCGAAGAGCUCCAGGAGAAGGAGUCCGAGCUGCUGUUGCAAGUACGCCGCGCCGAAAUCCAGCACGACCAGACCCUCGAGACCCUGGGCCGCAAGCUGGACCAGUCCAUGGCCCAGUUUGAGGCCCUGGACCUAUCAUUGAAUAGCAGUGCGAACAGUCCUUCCACAACCUCGAACGCCAAUGCCAAUGUUGCCGUGCAGAUCGGCGAGAAGCUUGAAGAGCUCGACCGCAAGCGCCGCAAGGCCCAGGAUGCCAACUUUCUGAUUCAGUGCUGGAUUGAGGUCAGCGAGACCGGCCAGUUGACAUCCCUCGAGGAGAUUCAGCGCCAGGGCGGUCCUGAGAAUAAAGUGCGCUGUGCGGUCAUCGCCCGGCAGCUGAUGCGCAUCAGCCAACGCCUAGACCCGGCAUCGUGGGCGACCCCGAACUCUCGUACUGCCGCCCUCACCAAUGGCGGUAUCACCAACGGCGUGACGGGCGCCGUGCGCCCCAGGCACAAUACACGCGAGGCUCUCGAGAAGUUUUGCGAGCUGUUGGAGCAGGACCUGUUGAAGCAGUUCAACAACAGCUACCGCCGCCAGAACUUCGACGACAUGAUGGACUGCGCCCGCGUGCUGCAUGACUUUAAUGGCGGUGCCAGCGUCAUUGCGGCAUUCGUCAACCAGCACCAGUUCUUCAUCGACCGCGACCAACUGCUCGCCGAUGAGGUUACCACUGACAAUGAGACGUGGGAACGCCUGGCCGAUCCGGACUCCGAGCCGCCAGGAGUCGAGCCGAGCCUGCAGUCGCUGGUCGACGAGGUCCGGAUUGUCAUGCAAGAGGAGUCUUUCAUCAUCAAGCGGGCUUUCCCCUACUACGAGACCGUCCUAGUCAAGUUCAUCCAGCGUGUCUUCCAGCAAUCUAUCCAGCAGCGUCUGGAGAUGGUGCUGGACAAGGCGACUACGAUCUCAACCCUGGCAUUCUUGCGGUCCUUGCACUCAUCGCGUGCUUACCUGGCAGCACUGGUCGAGGACCUCAAGACACAUGGUCUAACAGAGCACCCAGAGCCAUGCACAGCACACAUCGCCCAAACCCUAGACCAACAACUCGAAGAGCUCUUCAUCCCCUACCUCGUGGGCAACUCGUACAUCGAGCGCGAGCGCAAGAGCCUCGAAGAAAUGUACAACUCUCUCCUCUUCAAGUUCACCCUCUAUCACUCCCGCCGCAAAAAGGCCCCUACCGGCUUCAUGGCUGCCAUUGCUCAGCAAGGCACCCAGCUCCUAGCAUCCGCCAAAGACGCCUACAUGGAGCGUCUCGAGUCCUCCGACCUGACCCCAACCCAAAAGCGCAUCAUGCUGCGCGUCGCUCGCAUCUCAGAGAGCGGCCCGUCAUCCAACACAUCCAACAGCAAAAACGACAUCGAACUCUCCGAGCAGGACGGCGCUCUCAACGUUGCCUAUGCAAAGCGCAUGAUCGGCUGGCUGGCUGAGUCCGUCCGGCGGACACUGGAAAUGGGCUCUGCCACCGACACCCCCAAAGACGUCCAGACCCUCCUACACCUGCUGCUCACCAGCGUCGGGCAAGUCUACGUUGAGACAGCGCUCGACGCGGCUCUGGACAUGUCCACUUCCCAAGAAUCAACCAAGACCGAGCCCGAUCUUUCCUACCUACCUACGCUCCGUCCGGCAGUGACAAUCACCAACCUCGUCUCACGCUUCGUCACGACCGUAUUGAUCCGCCUGGCAGAGGGUAACACCACAGUCCGCCGGGCAAUGGAAUCCUCCCUGCGCCAAGCAACCGAUACGAUCGAGCGCAAGACCAACGCCGUGCUGCGCUCCACUCUCGACGUAGCCAUCAACUGGAUCUCACGCGUCUUGAGUCAACAGAAGAAGACAGACUUCCGACCUCGCGACGCGGAACUGGAGGAUUACCUCGUCGACGCCCUUCAGACGCCCACUUGCCAAGCUAUCUGCACUUUCCUAUCCACCAAGCUGUUGCCGACACUCCGCUCGGAUGCAGGGCUGGACGGCGCCAACCUCGAGAUUUUCGCCUGCGAGUUGGCUGGGGCUGUCAGGAGACUACUGAUGGAGCACUUCAAAAAGUUCCAGGUUAACGCGACCGGCGCGUUGAUGGUCACAAAAGACAUUGCCCGAUACGUGGACACCCUCCGCGCAUGGCCCAUCACGAGGGAAGUAGAGACCAGUCUGGAGGUGUUGACCGAGGUCGGGUACUUGUUUAUCAUCGGGCCGGAGGCACUCAAGGAGAGAGGGAAGACGCUUGUUGGGGGUAGUCAGCAAGGGGGCAAGGGAGGUGAGAAGGCAGGCAAGGUGGAGGUUAUCCCGGGUGAGCCGAGGCUCAGUAAGGCUGAUUUUAAGGCUUUUGUGCAGAGAAGAGAGGACGCGGGGAGUGCGGCUGUGCAGGCGGUUUUGGCCUCGUUGUAA